GGUUACCUCAUCGCCGCCUCCGGGAGGCCCGGCUCGCUCGCUCGCGCGCCGGCUGGGGCGGCGACUCCAGGCGCCGAAGCGAGAGAAGGACAGAGGGACAGAGGCUCCGAGAGGCAGCGCCGGCCCCCGCGUCUCGCGCCGCAGGGAGGUCGGACCUCGGGGCCCCGCGCUCCCAGCGCCGCCUCGGUUCGCGCUGCGGGGCGGAGGCUGUGUCUGAGUGCGGCGCGCCGGGUCCGCCGCUCCCGGGCUUCGGCCCCUGCCGGAGCCGCUCGUGCGUCCGCCACCCGUCUGCCCGCUCGGUGCCUGUCCGCCCUCCCGCCACCAGCUCCGUCCUCGGGCCUGGCCCCCCGCGGCCUCGGGCGCUCCGGAGGGCGACGAGGAGCGCGGGGGCCGCGGCGCACCGGGCAGGGCGCGCGGGGCGCACGGCGCGGCGCCAGCCCAUGAGGCUUCCCGGCGCCGGGAGAGGCAGCGCCGGGCGGCCAUGGGGGGCAGCCUGCGGGUGGCUGUUCUGGGCGCCCCGGGUGUGGGCAAGACGGCAAUCAUCCGCCAGUUCCUCUUCGGUGACUACCCCGAGCGUCACCGGCCCACGGACGGGCCGCGCCUCUACAGGCCUGCAGUGCUGCUCGACGGUGCCGUCUACGACCUGAGCAUCCGCGACGGCGACGUCGCUGGCCCCAGCCCGAGCCCGGGGGGUGUCGAGGAGUGGCCGGACCCUAAGGAUUGGAGCUUGCAGGACACGGACGCCUUUGUGCUAGUCUACGACAUCUGCAGCCCGGACAGUUUCGACUACGUGAAGGCCCUGCGGCAGCGCAUCGCGGAGACCAGGCCGGCGGGCGCGCCGGAAGCGCCCAUCCUCGUGGUAGGCAACAAGCGGGACCGGCAGCGGCUGCGCUUCGGACCGCGGCGCGCGCUGGCAGCCCUGGUGCGCAGGGGCUGGCGCUGCGGCUACCUCGAGUGCUCGGCCAAGUACAACUGGCACGUGCUGCGCCUCUUCCGCGAGCUGCUGCGCUGCGCUCUGGUGCGCGCCCGUCCUGCACACCCAGCCCUACGCCUGCAGGGGGCGCUGCACCCCGCGCGCUGCAGCCUCAUGUGACCAGAUGGGACGCCGCCGCCGUUGGGUCCCCCAUUUGACUGAAACAGCCAGGGACCUGCAUUGGACCAGAUUGCCCAACUUCACUCUGAAUGGACAGGGCACAGUCUCCUCCCUGAUUGGAUGAGGAAACCCUCCCACCUAAUCUCCUGGGCGACAGGCCUCUCUUUGAACUUCAUUGGACCCAGCCAGGUCCAAGCCCCAUUGGACAAGACUGGUCCUUUCUGGGACCUCAUUGGGUCACAGGCCCACUGAAUGGAAAGGACUUGGCCAUGAAUGUGACCGGAAGUGCUCAGACUGCUCCUGGAGCUUCCCUGGACAUAUUCUUUAUGCCACACCUCUCACUCCGUAAUAAAAGGGGAAACAAUUUGA
This is a messenger RNA of Propithecus coquereli (Coquerel's sifaka), 1462 nucleotides long. RefSeq names its product RAS-like, family 10, member A (gene RASL10A). The record is from RefSeq and is a predicted model, not a curated record. Gene Ontology annotation, molecular function: GTPase activity; GTP binding. The coding region runs from base 482 to 1093 and encodes 203 amino acids. The transcript has 3 exons. Lineage: Eukaryota; Metazoa; Chordata; Mammalia; Primates; Indriidae.